Molecule: messenger RNA, 3487 nt
Organism: Syngnathus acus (greater pipefish)
Lineage: Eukaryota; Metazoa; Chordata; Actinopteri; Syngnathiformes; Syngnathidae
Gene: ndnf
Product: neuron-derived neurotrophic factor
Exons: 4
Coding region: 229-1941 (570 amino acids)
Biological process (GO): extracellular matrix organization
Molecular function (GO): protein binding
Source: RefSeq, a predicted model, not a curated record
CGCAGCGGCGGGGGAGGGACGCGUGCGCGCGGGAUACCCUCUCAGCCGCUCACUCGCUCCUCUCCCUCAUUUGCGCUUGGCUCCCACGCAAGCACAUACGACACGAGAGAGAAAGAGAGAGAGAAAGAAAGUGAGAGAGUCGAUGUGAGAGAGAGAGGACUACUGCCGGGGAACAGGAACUUUUUCUUCAGCAGAGUACAGCAUCCAUCGGCUCGUUAUUUCAAAAGUAUGAGGCAGUGUAAAGGCUGGAGGAGUGGGCUGCUGCUACUGGUUCUGCUGGGGGUUUGGGGGACUUUGGCGCAGAAGCUGCCCACGCGAGAUGAGGGACUUUUCCAGAUGCAGAUCCGAGACAAAUCCAUCUUCCACGACUCAUCCGUCAUUCCCGACGGAGCCGAGAUCAGUGGCUACCUCUUCAGAGACACGCCCAAAAGAUACUACUUUGUGGUGGAAGAAGACAACACGCCGCUGUCGGUGACGGUGACCCCGUGUGACGCGCCGUUGGAGUGGACGUUGACGCUGCAGGAGCUGCCAGAGGAGGCCAGCGGCGAGGCGUCAGGGGAGCCCGAGCCGUUGGAGCAGCAGAAGCAGCAGGUGACGGUGGACGAGGGCACAGAGCUGUUCACCUACAAGGGCAACGACGUGGAGUCCUACGUGGCCGCCAGCACACCGUCCGGCCUCUAUCAGCUUGAGCUGCUGUCCACCGAGAAGGACAGCAACUUCAAGGUGUACGCCUCCACCACGCCAGAGUCCGACCAGCCCUACCCGGAGCUACCCUACGAUCCUCGGGUGGACGUCACCUCAUUGGGUCGCACCACCGUCACCCUGGCCUGGAAGCCCACGCCCACCGGGUUCCUGAUGGGCCAGCCGGUGCAGUAUUGCGUGGUCAUCAACAAGGAGCACAACUUCAAGAGCAUGUGUGCCGCCGAGGCUAAGAUUGGCGCCGACGACGCCUUCAUGCUCGCGCCCAAGCCCGGCAGGGACUUCAGUCCGUUCGACUUUGCCCACUUCGGCUUCGUCCCGCCCGGCAAAGAACGAGGCCUGACGAGCAACAAGAUCUCACGGGCGUACCCGGCCAAGCCUAAAAUGUCGGACAUUCACAAGUUGUGCAUCGGAAACAAAAACAUCUUCACCGUGUCUGACCUGAAGCCUGACACGCAGUACUACUUUGACGUGUUUGCCGUCAACUCGGCCACCAACACCAGCACGGCGUACGUGGGCACCUUUGCCCGCACCAAGGAGGAAGCCCAGCAGAAGACGGUGGAGCUCAAGGAUGGCAAAGUGUCAGACGUGUUCGUCAAGCGAAAAGGCAGCAAGUUCCUCCGUUUCGCCCCCGUGUCGUCGCACCAGCGGGUGACGCUCUUCGUGCACGCCUGCCUGGACGCGGUACAGGUGCAGGUGAGGCGUGACGGCAAGCUGCUCCUCUCGCAAAACGUGGAGGGCGUGCGACAGUUCCAGCUGCGCGGCAAGCCCAAAGCCAAGUACCUGAUCCGCCUGCGGGGAAGCCGCAAGGGCGCCUCCACCCUGAAGGUGCUGGCCACCACCCGAGCGGGCAGCAAGCAGCCUUUCCCAUCCCUGCCCGAGGACACCCGUAUCAAAGCCUUCGACAAGCUGCGCACCUGCUCCUCCGUCACCGUGGCCUGGCUGGGGACGCAAGAACGCAACAAAUACUGCGUCUACCGCAAGGAAGUGGCCGACGACUACGGCGAGGAGCAGAGGCGGCGCGAGCAGAAUCGCUGCGCGGGGCCCGAGAUGCGGCGCAAGUCCGAGAAGGUCCUGUGCAAGUACUUCUACAGCCCCAACCUGCAGAAGGCGGUGACCACGGAGACGGUGGCAGGGCUGGAGCCCGGCAAGAGCUACCUGCUGGACGUCUACGUGGUGGCGCACAGCGGCCACUCUGUCAAGUACCAGAGCAAACUGGUGAAAACGAGGAAGUACUGCUAAAAAUGACUACGCACAGAGGAAGAAAUCUAUUAUAAAUAUAUCUAUGGAAUAAGUUUAUUUAACUCUUUGAAAGAUACACAGACUGACUACUCAGACGGAAGGGACUUUUGCUGGAGACAUCCACCUGUAUAUUUAUGUUUACAUUUCCCUCCCACCUCGUGAGCAGGCUUGUCUUUCAUUGUCGCUGCAUGACUAUUGACUAUCGGAAAUCAAAAAACAAAAAAGUGACUGAUUAUUUUGUCGUCUGUUUUUUUUAUGGAACACGCACACACACAAAAGAAAAGUCACAUCCGCCUGUUCUGAGCAUCCCAAUCUGGGCCUUCUUUUGUGGAUUUUCGUCUGUGUUUGCAUCAUUUAGAAUCUGUACUGAAGCGUUGAAUUGCCAACAUGUCGACUGGCAAAUAUGUUCCAACGUAUACUUGCGAAUCAUUGAAAAAUACAAAUAAACAGUGUUUCCGUAAUUUUGGAGCAUAUCAGCAUUAUAUAGGCCUAAUGGAAAAAAAAGAAUUAUGUCAGUACCCCUAGGCACUAUGGGGAAUUUUUUUUUAUUAGCAUUUAGCUUACAGGUACAUUUGAAUGUAUUUACAAAUAUGUUGAACUUGAAAGUACUUGCAAAUACAUUCUAUUAUUUUUGCAAAUGCAUUCAACUGUAUUUGCCAGUCAAAAAUGUUUUACACUACACUACAAAUUUUUUUUUUUACUGCAGCUGAAACAGUACCUCUACAUCUGUUUCCCCACACGUGUGUGGCUUACAUACCGAGUGUGACUACUUUUCACAAUCAUGAUCCAUCUGCCGUAUCAUAUCAACAAAAAUAUUGUACAGUGUUUCCUUGCUAUCUCGCAGAUUUUCAAGCAAUCGUGUUUUUGUUGUGUAUUUACUUAUUGUGAUGCCCUCAUAUGUGGGAAAGGGCCCCCGGUUCCCGACCUCAGAUAGAGACACGGCAAUACGUGACAACAAGAAUCGUAUUUUCUGUACAUUUUCUGUUUGUAUUCAAAUUUGAACAAUGUGUUUCAAAAGUGUGUUUUAACAAGUUCCAAUGUGUUCAAAGCGCGUAAAAACUACAACAAAGAUAUUGUUUGCACGGUCUCCACGUUGCAGAUUUUCACCUGUUGCAAAAGUGAAAACCGUGAAAAAGUAACAGUUCUAUUUGUUCUUAGAUUAAACAACCAAAUGAGAAAAUAAUCAGUCACUUUUUUCGUUUUUGUUAUUUUCACCGGCCAAGGGAAAAUAGAAAGAACAAUCCACGGAUUGAGGACGCUAUCUUGUACAGACCUCUCGCUGCCUCCCGAGACUUUUAAAUUAUUUUCUACUUUUUCUCUCUGUGUGUUUGUUUCUCUUGAUGAAGUGUUACCAUGACAUUCCUUUUGUGUAAUCGCUCUCUUGUAACUGUGCCCUGCCCUGUGCUUGGUGACGUUGUUAUUAUCACUGUACCGACGUGUGCGUUUGCGUGCGCGAUGGCCUGAAUGUGUGCACGAGUGCGUGUCACGUGUACACAGUUGUCAAUGUACAUAAACACUAAAUAUAGAAAACGUAAUCCCUGUGUCA